Messenger RNA from Brugia malayi, 1170 nucleotides. It is a transcript of the gene Bma-mrg-1.2, whose product is annotated as MRG family protein. Lineage: Eukaryota; Metazoa; Nematoda; Chromadorea; Rhabditida; Onchocercidae. The record is from RefSeq and is a predicted model, not a curated record. The transcript is spliced from 11 exons. Gene Ontology annotation, biological process: chromatin organization; regulation of DNA-templated transcription. Gene Ontology annotation, cellular component: NuA4 histone acetyltransferase complex; nucleus. Bases 1 to 1170 code for a protein of 389 amino acids.
AUGCCUCCGAAAAAGGAAAGCGCCGCUACCAAAGACGCAGCUAAAGAAGUUCCAAAACCCUCGGAUGUUUACGAAUUACAUGCCAAAGUACUCUGUCAGCACUUGGAUAAUCUUUAUUAUGAAGCGAAAAUUAUCAAUGUGGAACAUGGCCUUGAUGGUGAACCCAUUUAUACUGUUCAUUAUCAGGGUUGGAAUCAACGACAUGACGAAAAAAUUAAGCAUAGCAGCACACGUAGUCGUUUUCUAGAAUAUACAACGGCUAAUGUGGAACGAGCAAAGGCGGAAAUGAGAGAUGCUCAGGCUCGGUUAGCGCAAAACAAACGGCGUAGUCGGAAAUCAAAUGUUUUGGAUGAGAAACGUAGCGGUGGAGCUGAUAGCCGAGGGAGUACACCAUCGGAUAAACGUGGGACAUCGACAAGUCGAGCUGCUAGCAUUGUAUCAGAUAAAGGAACUGUACGAAAGCGUAAACCAGGUACACAACUGGAGAGCGAGCCGGUUUCGGAUUUUAUCCGGAAGAAUGAAAUUAAAAUUGAUAUACCAUCAGUAUUGAAAGACAUUCUGGUCGAUGAUCACGAUAUGAUUAAUCGUCAGAUGUAUCUUCCACGACUUCCGGCACGUCACACGGUAGCUGGCAUUGUUCGUCAGUAUGCAGAUUAUAUGGGUACAUGUGUGGAAGCGAAAGAUACUUUGACAUUUGAAUUUGGAAGCGAUGAUACGCAGCUGAAUUCGAUGGUAGUUACUCUGGUUGAAAGCAGCUACGGUAUACAGGAUUAUUUUAACAGUUCAUUGGGAUUACAACUGUUGUACAAAUUUGAGCGACCUCAGUAUGCCGAUCUCCUUGCUCAACAUAAGGAUAAACAGGAAGGAACAAAAGAUGCGAAGAAAAAACGUAGCAAUGACGCAGCUGAUGGUGACGAUUCACCUACAGACGAUUAUGACAAGUUUAAGCCUUCGGAAUACUAUGGUUUCAUUCAUCUUCUUCGUCUCUUUGUUCGUUUCGGGCAUAUGUUGGGGCUUACAAAUUGGAGUGAACGAACAAUUGAAACUAUUGUGAACCAAGUGCACAAUUUUUUGAAAUUCCUUGAAGUUAAUCGUCAUAAAUUUUUUGAUAUUGAAACAGAUUACGAAGUCGCACCACCAGAAUAUCAACGACGGGUUUGGAGCUCAUAG